Hypoxylon fragiforme is the source of this 2338-nucleotide messenger RNA. Its product is annotated as DUF1760-domain-containing protein. The transcript has 2 exons. NCBI's taxonomy places the organism in Eukaryota, Fungi, Ascomycota, Sordariomycetes, Xylariales, Hypoxylaceae. Bases 251 to 2014 code for a protein of 587 amino acids. The record is from RefSeq and is a predicted model, not a curated record. Gene Ontology annotation, biological process: cellular response to oxidative stress. Gene Ontology annotation, cellular component: cytoplasm.
AUACUGGGCCCCACUAUUAUAUGGCACCGUAACAACGUCAUUGCACAGGAAGCUGCAAGGCACAACGUCCCAGGUUAAGCCUUUGAGAUGAUCUAAGGCAAUCACCAUCAAUCUAUCUCAAGCCUCUAUCUUUCCUUUCAUUCCUCCCUUCCUGGCCUACUUACCCUAUACCUACUACCCUGUAGCCUCUCAGUCACUGCCUUUGCCUUUUGAAAUUUUGUUCCAAGCAUCAGGCUGUUCCAGUCUCAACAUGUCUGAUAUAUCCGAGUCAAUCAAGGUCAUAAAAGAAGGAGCCAAAGAAGACCGCUUUACCUAUCUUACCCUCCUUCAUUUCCAUGUCACCUCUCCUGAGGUCUUGCCUACAUUAAAUGAGGUCCUCCAAGAUGCCGAGCUCACCCAAGAGAUCGGAUGGGACCUCGUACAGAUGCUCUUGGACAUACCAGAGUCGGGCACAUGUCUCGAGACCGUAGCUCGGCUGGGAAACCCCCGUGAAGUCGCCAUUAAGAUCAUGGAGGCAUUGGAGGGUCUCACCGCAGCUUGGAAUAAGGAGUCCGACAUUGAUAACCCUGGUGAUUCCACCAUAUCAGAUAAAUUCAUUACUUUAAUGGGCAUGCUCGCUAUAUCGCAUCAGCGUAUCAAGACAAAGUACCCCUCGCGCUUUCUUGGCCCCUCUUUGGUCAAGGUGUUUGAGGCAUAUCAGCCCACCCCCGAAAUGACAGCAUCCGUCAUAAACCUAGUCUACUCCCUCUCAGGUCGCAAGAGGCCACCCUUGCCCUCGCGGAAAUCUAGCAUCAACGUGGCCAACCCCGAUCAGGACGGGGACGAUUCUAAAAACGCACCAGACCCAGAGGCCGAGCAGGAGGACCCGACCGAGGAAGCUAUGCAGCAAAAACUCCUGCAGUCCUUUGUUACCUGCAUCCUACAGCGGUACGUGAACGCGUACGAUAUGCUCUGGUCACCGCGACUGCUCGAGGUCUACCACCCCGAGAAGACCGUACCCAACAAGACGUCCAUUACUAAAGCGUUUCGAAAAGACGGAGAUUUGCUAAAAAGGGAUGGGGCCGUGGGACAUCUUGUAGCUUUGCUACGCGAUCUUGGUCUAGAUCGAUGCCCGCCGGAAUUUGUAAAGAGCAUCUUUGAAGGCCCAGUACAUACAGAUCCUCUCGCAGCAUUUGACGAGUUCUCUUCUGCUGAUGAAAUUCACUUAUCACCCGGUGGAACGGUAUGCCUAAUCGCCUACUGGAUCUUCUCCAAAGACGUCUUCGAGUCGGACAGCCCCCCUCCCCAGAUGCACGUAUUUCCAGACCACGCCCUGAUGCUCGGCCGUUUUCUUGGCCAAGAAGCACAGUCCGAGAUCAUGUCCAGUCCAGGCAUAGCCGAUGCCCUAGUAGCCAUCGGCCUCGGACUCGAGCAACGAAAACUAGUAAAGGCCACCACAGAAGAAGCAAACCUCAUGGCCUAUCACCACAACCUAACGCUCGUCUCCGUAUUCCACCCCGACAUCCACGUCCGGAACGCCGCCACAUCCUACGCCGGCUCCAUCCUGCACGCCGAGCCCGACGACCAGAUCCGCCUCGACAUCCUCGAAGACCUGCUGGAGAACUGCAUGUUCGGCUCCCUCAAAGCCUGCGCCGUCACGUGGCUGAAAGAAGAGCUCAUCUCCGCCAAGCAAGGCCACCAAUCCAGCCAGUUCUCCUCCCCCGACGUCAUCGAGCGGCUGCAGUACCUCCUAUUCCCAGACAUGUUCUUCCUGAACGAGACAAACGCCGACGCGAUACUCGAGUUCUGGGCCCAGAACCACCUGUACCUCCUGCAGGUCGCCAAUUUCGCCUACCUCCUCUUCCACGGCUUCAAGGAGCUUGUCCCUGUUGGCAUGGGCGCAGCGGUUGGCCAGAGAUUCGCAGAGCCUCUUGUGGCGGCUGCGGAGAGGCUGCUGAAGGAAGAGGGCGUAGAUGCGGAAAACAACAUGCAGCUUGGCAUACUAGUAGACCGCCUUCGUAGCCUAGAUCUAUGAUAAGGCUGGGGCUUAUCAAAGGGGCAGGUUGGUGGGUAGGUAGGUAGGUAUGUACCUACCUAAUAGGUAACUACCUACUGUAGGAAUGAGUACGGCUUGGUGGGUGGGUGGUUGAAUCAGGAUUAGCUGUGUGGUAAGGGGACAUGGCAUGUAGAUAGGUAUGACCUUAUGACAAGAUGGACCGCUUAAGCCGAGUUCCCAUCAUCUUCUUUCUAUUUUACGCGACGACGAAUGAGAAGAUUCAUAACUUAAGUUGAGAUAACCUUGAUAUGAUUCGCAUAAACUACCACUGAAGUAUGCCAAGGCAUGUUGCAAAGUAACGCC